Molecule: messenger RNA, 833 nt
Organism: Diabrotica balteata
Lineage: Eukaryota; Metazoa; Arthropoda; Insecta; Coleoptera; Chrysomelidae
Source: the annotation of a GenBank genome assembly
GUUUAUAUUAGAACAUUUAAUUACCUAAGUAAAAUGUUACCGUUCGUAUGCAUAGCAGUUUUUAUCGCGACAGUCUCCGCUGUCGACUUUCAAUUCAUAAAUAAGGAAGGUGGUCCAGUAUGGGUUGGAAUCCAAGGAAAUCCUGGUCAUCCGCAUUUGGCAGGUGGUGGUUUCAAACUGGGUCAAGGUCAAUCGAGAACAGUAUCGGGAGCUCCUGCUAACUGGGCUGGACGUUUUUGGGGCAGAAGUUAUUGUAAUGACGCCACAAGCCAUUGUUUGACUGGCGAUUGUGGUAAUAAAGUACAAUGUAAUGGAGCUGGAGGAGUACCACCCGUUUCUCUAGCUGAAAUCACAUUGAAAGGAGCUGGAGGACUUGAUUUCUACGAUAUUUCGUUCGUUGAUGGAUUUAACCUCCGUAUUAGUUUUGAACCAGUAGGAGGCCAAGGAAAUGGUGGUCAAUACAGUUGCAAAAAAGCUCAAUGCUCCAAAAAUCUCAACGAUAACUGUCCCAAAGAGCUCCAAGUAAAAGGUCCAAACGGAGUCACUAUAGCGUGUAAAUCAGCUUGUCUUGCCUUUAAUACAGACCAGUACUGUUGUAGAGGUGCUUAUGGAACCCCAGAUAAAUGUAAGAGUUCAACUUGGCCACGUAACUAUCCCCAGGAAGUUUUUAAAUCUCAAUGUCCAGAUGGUUACAGCUAUGCUUACGACGAUCACAAGAGUACCUUUACUUGCAAGGCUCCGAAGUAUAUUGUAACAUUUGGUGCUUAAAGACAUAGCUUAAGACUGUUUUUUUGUGAUUUCUAAAUAAAAUUCUAAGUAAUUUUUCAUUAUUA